AUGCCUCCAGGUUAAUUGCAGAAGAACAAAUAAUAAUAAAAAAAUGUGUUGACACCUUAAAAAUUGGAAUUGUUACAGGAGAAUCGUAAAUUACUCAGUCACAUAUUCAAUAUGGGAAAUUUGAAUGGUCAACACAAUCUCCAUAGAGCCAUGCUGAGAAUGAGAAGAGCCAUGAUCGAGAAAAAAAUAGAUGUCUCUAAAAUAUCCAAAAAAAUUAAAGGAAAGAUUGUGUCUUAGCUAUUGAGAUAUGAGAGCCAUACCUCCCUCCAUGAGGCAUUUUUAAGGUAAAAUGAUAAAUUAUCAGUAAGAUGGAAAGUACGGGCCGAUCCUGAAAUCGUUAAGAAAGCAGUUGAUUAAAUUCUUCUCAAUUCCAGAUUAAAUGAAUUCAAUGCUUUUCACAAGCUAAAAAAUCUUUUAGGAUAAAAAGAUCUUCAAAAAAAAAUGAAUGCCAAGAAAAGAAAAAAUAUGUGUUUGAUGAACUUGGCACUUUUCCUUUAAAAGAAAGAAUUUUAAUUAAAAACUGCUGCAGUGGCUGCUUUGAAACCAAAAAAUUAAGAUUCAGACAAAAUGUUGGGUUUGCUUUUAUGGAGCAUAAGUUCUAAACAUAGAGAGAGAUAUUUAAGAGAAAAAUUCAAUUGGUGGAGACUGUAUUCUAAGGUAAAAUCAGAUAAAUUAUAAAAAUAAUUGAAAGCUCUUGAGAGAUUGGGAGAUGAAUACAACAUGAGAAAUGAUAGAUUAGAUAGAUAAAGACUUAAAGAGGCUUUUGAAAAGUGGAGAGGUGAUUUAAUGAAUUUUAGACUCAAAAAAAAGUUUUUCUCUGUACUGUUAAAGACAACGUUUGGUAGAUUAUAGAGAUGCUAUACUAGAUGGGUUGAUCUCCCUGACAAAAGAGAAAAUGAUAUGAAAAAGUAAGGGAUGUUAUUGAUAACAAAAUUAACAAAUAAAGCUGAUCAGAAUAAACGAUUGGUUUGGAAUAGCUUUAAGGCCAUUGAUGAUGAUGCUAAAAAUAAGAAGACAAAAGUCAUUAGAGAAUUAAUUGAAGUUACUUUCAAUCAAUCAUAUACAGCCUUCUAUAAAUGGGCAAAUUAUAAUACCUAUGCAAAAUUAACUGAAACUAACUUAAGAAAAAUUAAAGCUCUGUAAGCUAGUGCAAAUGUAACUUAAUAAUUAGUAAAAUUUGAAACUUUUAAAUUAUUUGGAUUGAGUAAAAAAGCUGAAAUAUGUUCAUUUCUAAAUAAGCUGAUCUUAAAAAUCUAACAAAGAUAAAAGAUUGAUGCUAUGAGAUAAAUUGAAAACGUUUCAAUGCAAAAGAAAAUGCAAGAGAAAUUAGAUAACGUAAACAAACAAGAGAUUAUCUCAAGACUGGGGGAUACUGCUAAUAAAACAGAAAAAGGUUUGCUAAGAUAAGUUUUAAGAAAAUUUGCUUUAUUGAGAGAAUAGCAGGAAAUUAAAAACAAAUACUUUGUUAGAAUUAUUUCAACCACGAGUGGAAUGGCAAUGGAUGCUUUUCGUAGGUGGAAAUAAUUGCCUGAUCCAGCUGAAUAAUAAAUGCUCCAAAAUGUUUCAAAAUUUUAACUAAGACUUUAAUUCCUUUUUAAAUAAAGAGUAAAAUAAUCAUUUGAUCCAUUAAAAGAGGUUUAUUAUUAAGGCAUCUAAUCUAAAAGAUUGUGUAUUAAAUAAAUGUUGGUUAAAUAAUUAAGUGCUCCAUAAAGAUUUUUGCGUUAAUGGCAAUCCAUGAACAAAAUUUAUAAAUCUGUAAUAGCUUGCCAAAAAACUAAUAACUUUUUUGAUUCAUUGUAGGAUGUCCUAAAAAACAAUAUAAAAGCAUUUUUAUACACAAGAAAGGAUGCGGAAGUUAAGGAAAAGUGUUUGGUCAAAUUAAUGUCUUCAUUUACAAAUAAUUUGAUGAUAGCAUUUUUAAAAUGGAAAAAUUAUAAUAAAUAAUAAAAAAUAUCAGAAAACUUGGGAGAUGAGAAAAAAAAGUAUAUGUUACUUAAUCUAUAGAGAUUCAUAAAAAAUGAUAACUUAAAUAGAUUAAGAAGAAUUUUAAGACUCUUUUAUAAUGAAUAACAAGUAAAUCAAUUGAUUAAGAAAAUUCAUUUAAGAGUGCUUCAAACUCAAAUAGGAUAAGUUGAGUUAUCAUUUUAGAAAUGGAAAUCCUUACCUGGAGAUGAUGCAUUGAAAAAUUAGGCUAAAGUAAGUAAAUUUGCCAUUUCUCUUGGUAAAAUUGCUUACAGAUUUGUAAAGUUAAACUCUUGGGACUAACUAGAAAAUAAUUUAUUAGAUGGAUAAGCUAAAAAGAAAUUUUGCAUCAAUAAAAUAAUCGCAAUAACCCAAAGUGAUUUAAAAAAAGCAUUUUUAUUGUGGCAUCGAAAAGCUUGGGAAAUGAAAAUGUUUGAUAAGUUCUCAUAACUUAAUGUAACAUUAAAUGAUUAGAUUGUCAAGUAAAAACUAAUUGGAUGGAUUAAUGCAGGAUCAAAAGUCAAAUUUUUUGCUUUAACCGAAGUAUUGAGAAGAUUUAAUUAAAAUGCAAUUGAACAUAAUCUUAAAAGAAAAGCUAUGGUUAUAAUAAACAGAAAUACAAUUUCUUAAGUUUGGCUUUCAUUUAAUAGAUGGAAGUAAUUACCCGAAGAGAAUAAUAAUGAUCUAAAAGUUCAAGCCACUAAGUUUGAAAAAUCCUUAAGUAAGUUUGUGUUUCAUAUAUUGAAAAAACACUCAUGGAAUCCUUUAUAGGAAGUUUAUGAUGAUGGUUUGGCCAUUAAAAAAAGAGCAGUAUUGCUAAUGAUAAAGACUUAAGAAUCAGAAUAAUAAAGAACACUUGAUUAAUGGAACAAAAAUGUUUCGUUGAUUAGAGAAGUUGAGAGAUGUAAGGUUGUUAUAAGCUUGUUUGGAUUAUUAGGAUCACAUAUCAAAAAUAAUAUCGCUCCAUUAAAGCCAGAUGAAGAAUCAUAAAAGAAAGAAAAGGCAUUGCUCAGACUUAUUGGAAACUUUGAUAGUAAUUUAAGAUAUUUCUUCAUGAAGUGGUAUAAUGAUGGAAAACUAGAAAAAUUAUAAGGAGCAAUGACUGAUGAAAAAAAGAAAUUACUCUUAGAAGCAAUCAAUAAUUUCUCAAAGAAUAAUGAUUUUGCAAGAUUGAGAGCUAUUCUUGCUAAGUUCAGAAGAAACUCAAGCAUAACUGCAGUCUAAGAUAGAUUCUUUGCUAAAUUAUUUGCAACUUAAUUUGGCGGUGCCAUAAAGGCUUUCUAAAAAUGGAAGAACUUACCAGAACCAGUCAAUACUGAAUAAUUAAAGAAUGCAAGAAAGUUCGAGAGAACUCUGGACAUUCUUUUCCGUUCUCACCUAAAAGUCUCAUUUGAUCCAUUAAAAGAAGACUAUAUGGAUGCUUUGAACAUCAAGAGAAUGUGCUUAAGAAAAUUGUUUGAAAAAAGUAUGAGUGCACACAAGAGAUUGUUCUUGCUUUGGGCUCAAUAAAAUAGAUAAGCUAAGCAAAUUGAAGUUUGUAGAUUGACUACUGCAUUGUUUGUAGGAUUAGCAUAAAUUGUGACUGCCAAUGUUCAACCAAUAAUGCAAAAUCCUCGUGAAGCUUAAGCUAAAGAAAAGGCUCUUCAUUUUAAUCUUCUAAGGUUAAGCAGAAAACUUAAGCAGAGCAUUCUUUUUGUGGAGAAAUAGAGCUUAAUAAGAAAGAAUGAACUAAAACUUUGA
Paramecium tetraurelia is the source of this 3702-nucleotide messenger RNA. RefSeq lists its product as uncharacterized. NCBI's taxonomy places the organism in Eukaryota, Ciliophora, Oligohymenophorea, Peniculida, Parameciidae. The transcript has 5 exons. The record is from RefSeq and is a predicted model, not a curated record.